GAUUACGUGCCAAAAGCCUCGACAUAUGACGAAACAGAAACUACUUCCGGUCUCCAGUGCGUUUCAGCGAGUCAAGAUCACACACCACCGGUGCAGUCCUUUGCCAGAGUAGUUCCUAACGAACUAUCACAAGGAAGUUAUUCAAGAUGACAGACGCUGAUAAUUAUAAUGAAUCCAAGUUCAUGCGGAAAGCGAAGGAGAAUCCAUUUGUCCCAGUUGGAAUGGCUGGGUUCUUUGCCAUAGUCGGGUACAGACUUUAUAAAAUGAAAAGUCGCGGGGAUACCAAGAUGUCCGUGCACCUGAUCCACAUGCGCGUAAUGGCCCAGGGCUUCGUGGUGGGAGCCAUGACUAUCGGUGUCAUUUACUCGAUGUACAGAGAUUUUGUGGUGAAGCCCAGAGAAGCACAAAAAGCCCUGGAACCCAAGUGAACUCUUCUAAUAUUUAUUGUUUUUAUUUUCCCUUUAAUAUUACCUCAUAUAAAGGUGUUUGACACUGUUUAUUUUUUAUAGACAUCAUACAUUGUAUAUGCACCUUCCGCAGCUCACCUCUGCUGUAAAUAGUCAUGCUAUACCAUUAUCUAUGGAAUUGAUAGUGGUUCCUAUCAAUCACAGCCUAUAUUAUAAGAUACAAUAUAAGAUAUCCCCUCAGUAUUCAGAAACAGCUUUUGGAAAAUUGAUCAUGAAGGCUGCCUGAGGAUGACAUCCGAAAGUAGAAUGUGUUAUUUGAUAUUCACAAGCAAUUUGGAAAGUUGUUUAAUGCCACUACCUGUGAAUAUGUAACUACAUGAUCAGAUGUUCUUUAUGACAUGACUGCAUUUUGCACGUAGUCUGAUUCACAUUUAUUAUUUCAUUGUCUCACCAGCCGUCGAUGAGCAGUAUCCUGGCAAAGUAAUAUAUUUAUUGUUGAUGUAUUUUUUUUUUUUGCCAAACUAAACACGGUUGAACAUUUGUGCUUUGACAAUUUUUUUGUGAUCGCAGUGACAGUUGAGUCUCCUAAAUUAAACCUUGGCUGAAGGUACGAAACUCAAAAUACCAAACAAAUCAUUGACAUAUUUUUUUCCUUUUGGAAUAUUUGGAAUAUUUAGUUUCAGAGUCAAAAUAAACAGACUUGUGGAUCAUUAUCAAUUGUUACCUCUUUUUAACACUUUUUCUUUUUUACAUUUUCUUCAAAAAGGCAUCAGGUGGGUCCAAUUUGUAUGUGUAAAUUCCACACUCUUUCAUUCAGUUUAUCUCCAAUAAUAUCAAAGCUUACAGAAUCCUCUGGAUUUAAUUUUCAGUUUGAAUAGUGAAUAAUUGUGUUUGCGUUGAUUUGUAAAGGUUCACAUUUUAUUUCUCCUAAUGUUUCAACUAAUAAAGAUCUCCAAUCUCA
This is a messenger RNA of Gadus morhua (Atlantic cod), 1368 nucleotides long. It is a transcript of the gene higd1a, whose product is annotated as HIG1 hypoxia inducible domain family, member 1A. Lineage: Eukaryota; Metazoa; Chordata; Actinopteri; Gadiformes; Gadidae. The record is from RefSeq and is a predicted model, not a curated record. Gene Ontology annotation, biological process: mitochondrial respirasome assembly. Gene Ontology annotation, cellular component: mitochondrion. The transcript is spliced from 4 exons. Bases 147 to 428 code for a protein of 93 amino acids.